AUGAGAAAAAAUUUUAUUAUCUUGGCACUACUAAUAGCCAUAUCGUAGUAAUCCUUCACCUUCAUAGAUUAAACAAAUUUCUACAAACAAUUAGAACCCUUAACAGAUUUUUAUUCCGAAACUGGAUAUGUAGGUGUAAAUGACCUAGAAAAUGGAAACAAUUAAUUCUUUUAUCAUUUGUUUUUGAAGGAAGGCAUUUCAAAAUUGUCUGAUGUUAAAAAGGAUGAUAAUUUUAUCUUAUGGUUGAAUGGUGGACCAGGAUGCGCAUCCUUAAUGCAUAUUUUCCAAAAUGUUGGGCCAUAUCAUGCUUAUAAAAAAGGAGACAAAGAUUACUCAGUCAAAAAAGGAUUAAACACUUGGAACAAAGUAGCUCAUGUUAUUUUUAUUGAUUAACCUUUUGAAGUAGGACUGAGUUAUUCAAACCCACAUCGAAAUGUUGGAAGUUCAGAUUUAGCUGGAUUGUACCUGGUGGAGUUCUUUAGAAUAUUUUUUUAAUAAAGGCCACAAUUUAAACAAACUAAAUUCUAUGUCUUUGGUGUUAGUUAUGGCGGUCACUAUGUUCCAGCAGUUGGAGCUGCAUUAGCAAAAUCAAACUUAGAGAUGAAUUUUUAAGGUGUUGCUAUUGGAAAUGGUUGGACAGAUGCUUUCUUAUAAUACCAAAGUUAUGCACCAAUGCUUUAUUCUCUAGGUAUUUUCAAUGAACAGAAGAAAACCUUUACUGAAAAUUAAAUGGCUAAAGCAUAAGCCGAUGUCUUAAAUGGAUAAUACUUGAAAUCCACUUUUGAUGGAUUCGCAGGAAUAUUUUAUAUUCUCACAAAAUUCACAGGAUAAAUAAGUCCCUAUGAUUAUUAAGAUUAUUUAAAUGAAGGUUUUGGCGAAGAUUUGUUCACAGAAUUCAUUAAUCAGCACAGAAAAUAAUUUGGUGCUCCAGAUGAUCUAAUCUAUUAACCAUGCAAUCCUGAAGUUGAAAAAAAUUUUGAAGUUGAUAUUUCAGUUACACAAAAGACUAAUGUAGAAUUUCUUUUAAAUCAAGGAUACAAAGUUAUGAUAUAUCAAGGAUCAAGAGAUAUUAUUUGCAAUACUCCUUCUAUAAAUUAUGUCUUGAAUUAAUUGGAGUGGAAAGAUAUUUAUGAAUGGAAAAAAUAAACAAAAUACUCAUUUAAAGCCAAGAGAGAAGACUUUGAUGUAGAAGAAACAGCAGGAACAAUUAAAAAAUAUAAAAAUUUCUAUUAUGCCACAAUAUAUAAUGCAGGACACAUGGCUCCAAACAAUUUGCCAAUUGCAUCAUUAAAAAUGGUUACUCACUUUUUAAAUGAUGAUGAUAUUUGGAAUUGA
This is a messenger RNA of Paramecium tetraurelia, 1335 nucleotides long. RefSeq lists its product as uncharacterized. Gene Ontology annotation, molecular function: serine-type carboxypeptidase activity. Gene Ontology annotation, biological process: proteolysis. Lineage: Eukaryota; Ciliophora; Oligohymenophorea; Peniculida; Parameciidae. The transcript is spliced from 2 exons. The record is from RefSeq and is a predicted model, not a curated record.